Molecule: messenger RNA, 869 nt
Organism: Salvia miltiorrhiza (redroot sage)
Lineage: Eukaryota; Viridiplantae; Streptophyta; Magnoliopsida; Lamiales; Lamiaceae
Product: protein GLUTAMINE DUMPER 2-like
Exons: 1
Coding region: 192-638 (148 amino acids)
Biological process (GO): regulation of amino acid export
Source: RefSeq, a predicted model, not a curated record
UAAACGUAAAAUUCCACCUCGACCUCCAACUUCUCACCAUCUUUUUUUCCUCUAUAAAUUCCCUUAUUAACCCACUCCACCACCACCACCUCCACCAUCGCGACGACGGCGACCUUUUCUCUCCCACAUUCCUUACCCAAACCACACUAAGCACAAAUAAACCUCAACCAAACACUUCUUACAUUAAAAAUAUGCCAGGUUUUGGUGCAGCACCUCCGUCGCCAGUGCCGCGGUCGCCGUGGCACUCGCCGGUGCCGUACCUCUUCGGGGGGCUGGCAGCGAUGCUGGGUCUGAUCGCUUUUGCUCUCUUGAUCCUCGCCUGCUCCUACUGGAAGCUCUCCGGGUACCUCGAGAACCACGGCGACGGCGAGAGGGACCUCGAGGCCGACGGAGGAGACGGCGCUGCGAAGCCGCUGCCGGUGAUGGAAGAGAAGUUUUUAGUGAUCAUGGCCGGCCAGGAAAAGCCGACGUUCCUGGCCACUCCGAUGUCGAGUAGGGCGUCGUCGUUUGGCAGUAAGAGCAGUUGCACUACUUUAAGCACUCAAAAUAGUACCUUGUCCGAACCAGAUUUUCAAGACAAGAACAUCCAAAAUGGCGGACAUGUUCAAUCACCCGCUGCUGCAGAUCAGGUCCAUUGACAACUUUUUUUUUUCUUCGACAAGAAAAAAAAAACAUAUCAAGAAUAUAAUUUUGGUGCCGUGGUUUUUCUACAUUUAACCCUUGUUUGUAGUAGCUAGCUAGGUUUUCUUUUAGAAUAUGAUAGGUUAGAAUUAGAAGUGGGUUUUGCUAGGAAUUUUGCGGAAAUGUAAAUAAUUUUUGGACGAGGAACGGCAACAUCUAUAUAUAUUUUCAGUGUUGAAUUUCUUCUA